Soboliphyme baturini is the source of this 1380-nucleotide messenger RNA. The record is from the annotation of a GenBank genome assembly. Lineage: Eukaryota; Metazoa; Nematoda; Enoplea; Dioctophymatida; Soboliphymatidae.
AUGUAUCAACUACGGCUCGUGCUGUUCACCCUGAUCAUAGCAGCUUGCUAUGCCGAGCAAGACUGUAAAGCCGAAAUGAAAACUUUCCAUGGAUGCUUUAAAGAGACCAUGAAGAAAGUGCUGCUGGAUAAAGCUGGUUGGACUGAGCUGAAAGAUAAAGUGAUCAAGUGCUUUACAGACAAUGGAUGUGAUGCGCCGUCGAAGGAUUUCGCCCUUGGACAUUUGUUCGAAGGUGCGAAAGCCAAGUUGGAAAGUCUCAAGAAAUGCCUCGUGAAAUCCGGCACGACUUUCAAGGGCAAGGUCGAAGAAUGCGUCAAAAAGGACAUUCCAGAAUUCCACAUAGAUUCAGAAGACAUGAAAAAAUUCCGCCACGGACUGUUCUCAACCGAACAUCUGCACAGCGUGAUCAAGGUGCUCAUCGUUGCAAUCGCUCCAGAACACUGUGCCAAGGAAAACAGGGGAAAAGUCGAAGCAUGCUUGGGCGAAUCCUUCAAGAACAAAGGUCCUCUGCAGGAAAAAGUGGAUGAAGUUUGCAAAGGUCACAAAGAAUGUCACGAAAAACUGUCCAGCGGAUGCAAAGAAGAACUGAAGCACCUCAGCGAUUCCCUGAGCAAGUGCAGCUGCAAAGGCGGAGUGGACACCGCAGCGAUUCAGAACGAGUUGAAGACGUGUUUGCAGGGGUCGUUCACCGAGGAAGAAUCGAAAGACUUCAUGAAGUUGCUCAACGAUUUCUAUAAGUACAUGUGCGAGAAAGCAGAAGUGGUUGCUAAGGGUGACCCAUUUACGAAACCUGACGAGGCGCUAAUUUUAACCUGCGGCCUUCAAGGAGUAUCAACAGAAAUUUGCUGGCAAAAGACCUCACGGAUGCCGGCCGUCGCCGGAUCGUUGAGGUUACCGUCUUCGAGCGGUCGAGUGACGCCGAUCGGGCAAACUCCGUCGCACUUACCAGCUGCAGACUCCCAGCUGUUCGCUCGUCGAACGCCGCUGCAGCCACUGCCUCGGGGGCCAAAACUGGCCGGCAAUACAGCCGCCAAGAUACUGUGUCUGAACGAGAUCGACAAAUAUUUCAAGUGCUUCCAGGAGUCGGCGAUGGCCAUCAGCUGGAACGACACUUACGAUCAGCAGUUACAACAGGCCAUCGACUGCUUCAGAGAGAACGGCUGCCGGGAGCCUGCGUUGGACCUCGACAAGGACGUCUGGCAAGUGACGAACGGCGACGGCAAUUUUACCGACAUUGUGAAAGACUGCUUGGCGGCCGGCCUGAAAGACAUAACGGCCAUGGCAGAGGACUGCGUCCAAAAGGAUAUACCAACAUUCAGAUUUUAUACUAGCGAGCUGCACCGGAAGAUCGAGAGGGCGACCGACGAGCUCACUCUGUAA